AUGUUCUCCAAAUUUAAAUUUCACGUAUUUCUUUUUUGCGGCAUCAAAUUGGCGUUGGCGGGUGCUUCGACCCAUCAAGUUGUCGAGCAGCUAGAAGAUGCCCCGUCUGGUUGGAUUAAAGGCGACAAGCCAUCGCCUGCGGCUAUGAUAAGAUUCCGCCUCGCGGUGAACCAUCCAGACAUAGCGACGUUUGAACAAGACGUCAUUGACCUUUCCACGCCAGGCCAUCCUAGAUAUGGUCAACACAUGAGCCGUGAGCAAGUGAGACAAUCGCUACGUCCAUCUUCAGAUGUGUCAAAUCAGAUUCUUUCCUGGUUGAAUUCGGAAAACAUCUCACCGGACUCUAUUGAACUUGACGGGAACUGGAUCAUGUUCCAAGCUGCCGUUUCUCAGGCAGAAAGAAUGUUGAACACCGAAUUUUGUUCCUUCAAGAACAAAAAUAGUAACACGACGGCUGUAAGAGCUCUUGAAUAUUCAGUACCAACUGAUCUUCACUCUCACAUUCUGUUAAUUCAACCCACGACCCGCUUCGGAGACUGCAAUUCCCUGCGCGGCUUGGGCGAUGAGCCGCCUCUCCUUGCAACGGCAGAAGACUUGGCUGCGGGAUGCGGAACAGUUGUUACACCCAGUUGCUUGCGAUAUUUGUACGGCCUUGAUAACACAACGGCAACACCCGAUCUUCGGAACCGACUGGGAAUAGCGGGUUUCUUGGAGGAGUAUGCUCGCCAUGGUGACCUCUUUCAGUUUUUGCAAGUAUAUGCGCCUGAGCAGAUAGACGCGAAUUUCACCGUUGUUUCUAUAAAUGGCGGCCAGAACGACGAGAACUCUUCCAAGGAUAGCAUCGAGGCCAGCUUGGACCUCCAGUACGCCAUUUCGAUAGCGUAUCGGGCAUUUGUGACAAUUUACACCACUGGUGGCCGCGGACCCGUGGUAUCUGAUGGCGAAGGAGUAACAGCCAUUUCCACCAAUGAACCCUACCUCGAGCAACUUCACCAUCUGGUCAACCUUCCAGACAAUGAACUCCCAGCUGUUAUAACAAUGUCGUACGGCGAAUCCGAACAGAGCGUCCCAAAAUCGUACGCUACCGCAAGCUGCAAUCUAUUUGCUCAGCUCGGUGCACGAGGGGUCUCUGUCAUUUUCAGCAGCGGGGAUUCUGGACCUGGAAGUUCAUGUCAAAGCAACGAUGGAAGCUAUCGAGCCAAGUUUCUCCCUACUUGGCCGGCAUCUUGUCCAUUUGUUACAUCCGUUGGUGGAACUACCGGGAUAGGACCAGAAACAGCAAUUGGCUUUUCUGGGGGUGGGUUUUCGGAUUAUUUCGGUCGGCCAUCAUAUCAAGAUCGUCCGGUCCAAAGUUUCUUGAACAGAAAUGGUGCUCAAUGGAAGGGCCUCUUCAACCCUGCUGGCAGAGGUAUUCCUGACAUUUCAGCCCAAGCGGCCCGCUUCAUGGUUCGAGACCAUGGCGUAUAUGUGGUUGUCGGAGGAACAAGCGCUUCUGCACCGGUAAUUGCCGGGAUAAUAUCUCAGCUAAAUGCAAUUAGAUUGGCACAUGGGAAGUCUCGGUUAGGAUUCAUCAACCCAUGGUUGUAUACAACGGGGCAAAGUGGUUUGACAGAUAUCAUAGAAGGGGGAUCGCGAGGUUGUGCAGGAUCUCCUGUCCACAAUGCUGGUUGGAAUGCCACAGUUGGGUGGGAUCCGGUGACAGGCUUGGGUACACCGUUCUUCCCGAUGCUAGAAGAGCUGGCAAUGUUCUGA
Messenger RNA from Penicillium verhagenii, 1752 nucleotides. RefSeq names its product S53 family peptidase. Gene Ontology annotation, biological process: proteolysis. The coding region runs from base 1 to 1752 and encodes 583 amino acids. The record is from RefSeq and is a predicted model, not a curated record. Gene Ontology annotation, molecular function: serine-type endopeptidase activity; tripeptidyl-peptidase activity. The transcript has 2 exons. Lineage: Eukaryota; Fungi; Ascomycota; Eurotiomycetes; Eurotiales; Aspergillaceae.